UUUCAGGAGGCAACACAAAAAUAAAAAUACACUCACGACACCUUUCUCCCACCUCUUUCUCUCUCCUGGAAUCUCAUACAUAUUCGCAGGUACACACAUAUCCACAUCAUUCACACACCCAUAAAACAAAAAGCUUUCAGGAUCUCAAUCUUAUUUCUUCUCUCUGUUUUUUCCCUCCUCCCUCCUCGUUUGUGUCAAUUCUGCCAUUUUUCGAUUUACGAUUUAACAAAAUGCAUUACUGGUCUCCUUCGUUAGACGUUGAUCAUGAAUUUGAGAAGCUUGUUAAUCGUAUGCAUCCACCCAGGGUUACUGUUGAUCAUAUCACAGACAAAAAGUCCACUCUCAUCAAGGUCGAUAGCGCCAACAAGCGUGGGAGCUUGUUAGAAGUGGUUCAGGUUUUGACUGAUAUGAAUCUGUUGAUCAAAAGAGCUUACAUUUCUUCUGAUGGAGGAUGGUUCAUGGAUGUAUUUCAUGUCACUGAUCACAAUGGGAAAAAGCUCUCAGAAGAUAAUGUUGCAGAUCGCAUCCAGCAGUCACUGGGACCAAGAGGAUGCAGUUUCCGGUCCUUAAGAGGUUCAGUCGGGGUCAAAUACGCAUCAGAAAGCACCACAAUCGAACUAACCGGGCGUGACCGGCCCGGUUUGCUUUCUGAGGUUUUUGCGGUUCUUGCUGAUCUCAAAUGCAACGUGGUUGCUGCUGAAAUCUGGACUCACAAUUCAAGAAUGGCUUCUAUUGUCUACAUCACUGAUGACGAGACAGGACAUCCAAUUGAUGAUCCUGAUCGACUAUCUAAAAUCAAACAACUUCUCUUUUAUAUUCUCAAGGGUGAUCUAGACAUGCAAGGUGCACAAACCGCGGUAUCAGUGGAGUCCACUCAUACACAAAGGCGGCUCCACCAGCUGAUGUAUGCGGACCGUGACUAUGACCUGUCGGAUGGGACUAGCGGGACCCGAAACGGUCUGGUGACCGUAGAGAAUUGUGCCGAGAAAGGUUAUACUCUGGUGAAUGUCAGGUGUACUGAUCGGCCGAAACUAUUGUUUGAUACCGUAUGCACGUUGACAGAUAUGCAAUAUGUCGUCUUUCAUGCAACUAUCAUUGCAGAAGGAGCUGAGGCUUUUCAGGAAUUUUACAUCCGUCAUACCGAUGGAUGCCCGAUUAGCUCAGAGGCAGAGAGGCAACGAGUGAUUCAUUGUCUAGAGGCAGCUAUAAAAAGACGAGUCUCCGAGGGCCUAAGACUAGAACUAUGCGGUGAAGACAGAUUGGGGCUAUUAUCAGACGUGACUCGUAUUUUCAGAGAGAACGGGCUAUCAGUGACUCGUGCGGAGGUGACAACAAGAGGUUCUAAAGCCGUAAACACAUUCUACGUGAUGGAUUCAUCGGGGUCUCAAGUGAAAAGUGAAACAAUUGAAGCAGUUCGCAAUGCAAUGCUAGUUGAGACCGAGACAAUGCUUAAUGUGAAGGAAGAGGAAACAUUUAGAAAGUCGAAAGUUAGUGGACAGGAAAGUGGAGGAGGGUUUUCAUUGGGUAAUCUGUUUCGGAAUAGAUCUGAGAAGUUUCUUUACAAUUUGGGUCUUAUUAGAUCUUGUUCCGAAGUGGCAUAAAGUAUGUUAAUGGAAGAGGGUAGUUAGAUGAGGUUUAUGCGUCAAAUGUGUUGUUUAAUUAGAGAGCAAGUGUAAAUAUACAUAUAUAUAUACAUGGAUGGUUUGGCCUUAA
Molecule: messenger RNA, 1713 nt
Organism: Lactuca sativa (garden lettuce)
Lineage: Eukaryota; Viridiplantae; Streptophyta; Magnoliopsida; Asterales; Asteraceae
Product: ACT domain-containing protein ACR4
Source: RefSeq, a predicted model, not a curated record